Molecule: messenger RNA, 923 nt
Organism: Mandrillus leucophaeus (drill)
Lineage: Eukaryota; Metazoa; Chordata; Mammalia; Primates; Cercopithecidae
Product: single-stranded DNA cytosine deaminase
Exons: 5
Coding region: 124-720 (198 amino acids)
Biological process (GO): cytidine to uridine editing; defense response to virus; DNA cytosine deamination
Cellular component (GO): P-body; cytoplasm; nucleus
Molecular function (GO): zinc ion binding; cytidine deaminase activity; RNA binding
Source: RefSeq, a predicted model, not a curated record
UCAAAUUUGAAUGUGAAGGGCCAAUGCACUGUCAGACUGAGGCAGAGAACCAUCAUUAAUUGAAGCAAGAUUUUUCUGGCCUGAGACUUUCAGGGAGCCAAGAAAGACACUCUGGACACGGCUAUGGACAGCCUCUUGAUGAACCGGAGGAAGUUUCUUUACCACUUCAAAAAUGUCCGCUGGGCUAAGGGUCGGCAUGAGACCUACCUGUGCUAUGUAGUGAAGAGGCGGGACAGUGCUACUUCCUUUUCACUGGACUUUGGUCAUCUUCGCAAUAAGUCCGGCUGCCACGUGGAAUUGCUCUUCCUCCGCUACAUCUCGGACUGGGACCUAGACCCUGGCAGGUGCUACCGCGUCACCUGGUUCACCUCCUGGAGCCCCUGCUACGACUGUGCCCGACAUGUGGCCGACUUUCUGCGAGGGAACCCCAACCUCAGUCUGAGGAUCUUCACCGCGCGCCUCUACUUCUGCGAGGACCGCAAGGCUGAGCCUGAGGGGCUGAGGCGGUUGCACCGCGCCGGGGUGCAAAUAGCCAUCAUGACCUUCAAAGAUUAUUUUUACUGCUGGAAUACUUUUGUAGAAAAUCGUGAAAGAACUUUCAAAGCCUGGGAAGGGUUGCAUGAAAAUUCAGUUCGUCUCUCCAGACAGCUUCGGCGCAUCCUUUUGCCCCUGUAUGAGGUUGAUGACUUACGAGACGCAUUUCGUACCUUGGGACUUUGAUAGCAACUUCCAGGAAUGUCACACACGAUGAAAUAUUUCUGCUGAAGACAGUGGAUAAAAAACAAUCCUUCAAGUCUUCUCUGUUUUUCUUCUUCAACUCUCAUUUUCUUAGAGUUUAGAGAAAAAAUAUUUAUAUACGACUCUUUAAAAAGAUCUAUGUCUUGAAAAUAGAGAAGGAACACAGGCCUGACCAGGGACAUGCU